AUGGGUGGCCUGGGUAUUCAUAAAUUAAAGGAUAUUAAUUUAGCCUUACUGGCUAAAUGGGGGUGGAGAUUUAAAACCGAGAAAGAUAACCUUUGGGUGGGAGUGAUAAAUGCCUUACACUCGGGAAGGAACGGCUGGGAAUUUCUUCCGUUAAAGAAGACUCUUGGAGGCGUUUGGAAAAAUAUUGUGUUAACUCUUAAUCUUCCUUUGUUAGAUGGUUUCUCUAUUAGUAACUUAUUUAAAGGUGUGGUGGGAAGAGGUGAUAACAUUCUGUUUUGGCUGGACCCAUGGCUUUUUGAGGUCCAGUUGAAAUCAAAAUUCCCGGCUCUAUUUCAGCUUGAGGUGGUGAAGUCGUGUAGUGUCCGCGAUCGUCUCGAAGGUGAGGGGAGCUGGCUUUGGAAGCAUGAUCCUGAAUCUCCUUCUGAAAGGCUUGAAUGGGAUGCUCUGUUCUCGGCUUUGGCUUUGGUGGAUUUGAAUUCGGUGGCUGAUAAGUGGGUUUGUCUGGAAAUGGCUCGGAUUCCUUCUCGGUCGCGGCGGUUAAGAAAGCCAUCGAGUUGA
Helianthus annuus (common sunflower) is the source of this 558-nucleotide messenger RNA. RefSeq lists its product as uncharacterized. The coding region runs from base 1 to 558 and encodes 185 amino acids. The record is from RefSeq and is a predicted model, not a curated record. The transcript has a single exon. NCBI's taxonomy places the organism in Eukaryota, Viridiplantae, Streptophyta, Magnoliopsida, Asterales, Asteraceae.